Molecule: messenger RNA, 4326 nt
Organism: Naegleria fowleri
Lineage: Eukaryota; Heterolobosea; Eutetramitea; Acrasida; Naegleriidae
Exons: 3
Coding region: 1-4326 (1441 amino acids)
Biological process (GO): protein phosphorylation
Molecular function (GO): protein kinase activity; ATP binding
Source: RefSeq, a predicted model, not a curated record
AUGGUGGUCGAGCGAUGGCAAGAAUUGUUCAAUAAUACGAUAGUCCCAUCAUCUCGUAACGAUACCGAAGAAUUGAAUGUUAUUUUACUGAACCCUAUCAUCCAUACUGAUUCCAGCAACAACAACAAUAAUAAUUCAACACUAAAUUGUAAUGUUAUACUUCCGCAAUCAACCCCUUCAAGUCUUGCAUGGAAGAAAUUAAUUGUUUCCGGAAUGAACACUCAACAAAACAAUGAUUCUGAUCUCUACAUUUCAUGCUCGAAUGGAUUUGUCAUGUUAUCAGAGACGUACCAAUGGGUGGAAUUGAAAAAUGUGCGUUUGUGGAAUAUGUCUUUUGUGUUUUCUUUGAAUGCAAAAACUUUAAAUUUCAUUGACGAGAAAGUGAGAACCCUUGUAACAUUGUCGGAAAGCAGAAUUGAGAAUGUGAAACAUUUAUUCUAUGGAGCUUCCAAUGGAGAAGUUAAUUAUCCACGCUUACAAAUUUACUAUUCAAAUGUGAUCGAUAGCACGAUGGAAUGUGGGCAUCAUUGUUCGGUUAUCAGUACGAGUAUUCAGCGAAGAAUGUCCUCUGUACGUGACGAUAUGCUUGAAUCGGACUUUGUGCUGAAUGAUGUUUUUGCAUAUUUUAAUGACGUGCAUUUUAGAUUGGUUUAUGACGUACCAAUCAAGAACAAUUCAGUUCCAUCAUCAUGCUCAGAUUCAGUUGGAAAACAUGCUUUCAUUUCUGGCAUCAGUACAAAGUCUAUCACAAUGAUUAGCUCGUCCAUGGUGAGUGAUAAUCAGUGUGUAGUUUCCAGUGGUGUAUGCUCUGGAUACUCGACCAUUAAUUGUUUUGGUUGCAACCAUUUUUCCAUGCGCAACACCACCAUGGACACCGUAGGAAAUGUCGUUUACAAAACCAUUGCUAGCAAUUCAGAAAUACGAUCUGGAUUUUAUUUUGUUGACGUAGAGUUAAGAAACACUAAAUGCAGCCACAUUGCAGUUCAAGGAGCCACGAAUGUUUAUAUUUCAAGUUCAAACUUUGUAGACAAUUUGAGCGUUGACGGGUGGCCAAUACUGGAAAUAUCAGAUGCAGACACUGUGGAAAUCAAGAAUGCAAACUUUACCAAUAAUGAUGGUGGAGCCUUGUUUUUACAAAACAUUGGAAAUGUGAAAAUUCAGGACUCUAUUUUCAACAAAAUGAAUGGACCAGCAAUUAGAUACCUUGAUAUUCAGCAAUAUUCAUCUCUUGAUUUGAAUGCUUUUUUAAUUUCAAACAGUGUAUUUUCUAACAAUUAUGCACAACAUGGUGCAGCAAUUAAUUCCAAUAGCUUGGGUGUGACAAUACUGAAUUGUACUUUUUAUGGAAACAUAGUAUCACGUCACGGUGGGUCUAUUUAUAUUAUUGAGCAAAGUGAAAACUCAAACAAGAUGAUGGUCAUUAAUAAUACUCGAUUUUUAGAUGGCAAAAAUCUUUCUCCAUCAAGCUUUGGAGGAUUCAUUUACGCUAGUUCUGAAGUUGGAAGUGUUUCCAUGUAUAACUCGACAUUUACUCAUGCUGAGAGUGAAGAUAGUGGUGGCUGCAUUUAUUUGGAUGUACCCUCGAUCGUUUUGCGCUCAGUAUCGGCCUCGACAUGCUAUUCAAAAUAUGAUGGAGGAGGAAUAUUCUUUGAGAAAGGUACCAUUGUCAUGGAACACUCCAAAGUGAGUUAUUGUAAAAGUGAUGGAUAUGGAGGUGCCUUAUAUAUGAAGGCCGGAGUGUAUGCCUUUAUUUCACAGUCUACCUUUGAGUUUUCGCAUUCGGUUCAAGGCAGAGCCGGAGGAUUGUAUGGCGAAAGGAAGACUGGACUUACCAUUGACAAUUGUUUAUUCAACUCAAACACGGCAACCAUAAGAGGAGCGGCUAUUUAUCAUUCGAGAGGAAAUGAUUUGACUAUUACGAACUCACGAUUUGUUAGAAACCGAGUUUACUACAGUUCAGAGAGCUCGUAUGCUGAGCAAGGGCCAUCAGGAGCAGCCAUAUUCUCCUACCAGUUGAGGAACUUCCUCAUGACUAAUUCAACCUUUGAAGAAAAUUCUAUUGAGCAUAAUCCUGAAAUGGAGGGUCGAGGAGGCGCCCUUCUAUUGACUCCAUCGGUCUCAUCGACACAUCUUUCAAAUGUUACUUUUAUCAAAAAUUCGGCAGAAUCUGGAGGAGCUCUCUACAUUUAUAAUUUAGAUUUUCCAUCCUCAAAAUUUUCAUUAGAUAAUUUAAGAUUUAUUGGUAAUCGUGCCAUACGACAAGGAGGAGCAAUUUUCCUUGUCAAUACUGUCAGCACGGCCAUUGCAGAUCAGUGUAAGAAAUCAUAUUUCGACGAUAAUUAUGCCAAUCUGUAUGGAGAUAAUUAUGCCUCCACUCCAAAACUGUUGACGCUCGCAAACAAUGGGUGGAUGCCAGAACAGCUGUUUUAUCAGUUCCCUCUUGACAUGAUUAGAGAUUGGCUUGUGGAUAGCAAGGUUUUUAAGGACGAACCAAAAAUUCUUUACUCUGGUCAAAAAUUGUCUCUCAAAAUCGAUGCUUACGAUUUAUUUAACGAAAGAAUGGAAAAUAUUAGAAAUGUAGAUAUUGAUUUAAUUUUGACCUCUUCUCUGAAUUCCACAUCAAAAGAAGGCAAAGUCUAUUACGCUACAACAUUCUCAAAUGACACGGCAACAUUUUCUAACAUUACCAUCUAUGGAAAUCUGAACUCAACCUUGUAUUUGUACUUUUCCUGCAAGAGUGUAAUUCAAGAAUUUAACAUUCCAGUACAAAUACAUCCAUAUUGUCCAGUGUUUUACAAUUAUGACAUUACUGAAUGCACACCCAACUACAAUGUGCAAAGUGUAUUUUUGAUUAUUAUUGGAUCAGUCGUUGCUUUUGUUUUCACAUUUAUUGUUUUAUUGACUGGUUGUUGCUAUUAUUUCUUGAGAAAGAAGUUGAAAGAAUUGAAACGAAGAGAACAAGCGGAGGAGGACUUACAACGUCGCCUAUUGCAAUAUCAAUUAAUUUCCUCGAAGAAUAGUCUGAAAGAAUCUCACACAACCAUUUCAUCGGCGACUCAAGAAAAAACCUGGGUCAUUAAACCUGAAGACCUCAAGAUAAAAGAAAGAAUUGGUCAGGGAGGAGAAUCUGUCAUCUUUAAAGCGACAUGGAUGAAUAAUGUUGUUGCAGUUAAAAGAAUUCAAAUUGACACGUCUGCUCUUGAGGAAGAUGAUGAAGUGAAGACGGAAACUAUUAAUACGACAUUUGAAAAAGAAGCAUAUAUUUUGAGCACUCUUCGUUUCCCAAAUAUUGUAACAUUUUAUGGAAUUGCCAUUACUCCGAGCGAUCGAUUCAUUGUUAUAGAAUACUGUUCUGGAGGAAAUUUAAGAAAAAAGAUACAUGAAAGUAAGAAGAAGAAACAUCCAUUAAGCAUAGCUCAAAAAUUGAAUUAUCUGUUAGACAUUUCCUAUGGUAUGAAAUAUUUGCACUCAUUGGAUCCUCCACUCAUUCAUCGUGAUCUUAAACCUGAAAAUAUUCUCAUUGCUGAGAAUAAUGUUUGCAAAAUUUGUGACUUUGGUUUGGGAAGAGAAUUCUCAUCAGAGGCUACCACAAUCAUGACCAGUCAAAUUGGUACUCCCACUUAUAUUGCUCCAGAAAUUAUAUUGGACCAACAUUAUACAGAAAAAUGUGACGUUUAUAGUUUUUCUAUCAUAAUGUGGGAAUUACUUUUUGAGGAGAAGGCAUUCAGUAAGGAAAGUUUUGAUGUCAUGCGAGAAUUUAUGGAAAAUCACAAAGAUCUCAUCUCUCCUAAACCCUAUGAACCCAUUGAUUUAGGAAAGGAUACGAAUAUUGACGACAGAGAGUUAGGAACAAGUACAGAAAAAGUGAGAUUAUUGGACGUGGAUGAAGCUGCUACUCAAGUACCGUCAUCACAACAAGAAGAUGCUGCCACUCAGGAGUACUUCAAUUCAUUCAACGUGCCUAGUUUUAACAUGUUGUCCAUGACCAAGGAAAUUGUCAAUGGGCUAAGACCAAUUAUUCCAUUCAGAAUUAAGAAAACCUUUAGUAUUCAAUCAAAUUCAGAUAUCAAUGAGAGUAUAAGUUCUUCCUCAAGAAAAUUUCUACAACUGGAUCCCUUAUUGAAACAAUAUGUGCGGGAGUUUCUGCUUGAGAAGGAAAAGGGAACGAGUUUCUUUUCUUCCACGAAGAAUAUGGAAACAAAAGUUUGUUUAAUUGUAAAGGAAUAUUGUGAGUUAAUGAUUCAAUGUUGGGAUGAGGAUGCAAAGAGACCAAGUUUUUCAGAGAUUUGUGAACACUUGUCGAAUUGUGCCAAACUCCUGUCUUAA